UCGAAACGAAAAUCUGCGUCAAGUAGCCCCAAACUGACCCAGAACAUUCAGCCAAAAGAUACUGGUCCGAAGCCUGCAAUGUCGUUGACCGCCGUAGAUCGAAGAUGAUCUCUCUGAUCGCUCUCGUAGCGCUGUCAGGAUCCCGGACUCAGAUCAUGAAUUUUUUCGGCCAUGAAUAUUUGAGCGGAUUUCGAGGCAUCGAUCGUGUUGGUUCCUAUUCGAUCCCCUCUUGGGCCGAUAAGGACUCAUCUUACCUCAAGGAGCCUUUUCUAUGGAAUAAGUGUAAGGGCUCUAGAGUAAGUACAAUAAAUGACUGGCUGCAAAUACAAAUCGGUGGAUCGGAGGAUGUUAAGAAGAAAAAGCCAAAAUGUCAAAAUCGCAUUAAGUCAACCAAAUACACAUUGAUUACAUUCCUGCCGCAAAACUUACUGGAACAAUUUAGGCGCAUAGCGAAUUUUUACUUCCUUGUGAUGACAAUAAUAUCCCUACUCAUCGAUAGUCCUGUGUCUCCGAUGACAUCACUUCUCCCACUCGUAUUUGUGAUCGCCGUGACCGCGGCCAAGCAGGGAUAUGAAGAUGUCCUGCGCUACAGGACCGACAAUGUAGUCAAUGCCUCCCCUGUGACAAUAAUCCGGGAGGGAAAGGAGGCGAUAAUCAAGUCACAGAACGUUGCACCUGGGGACCUUGUUGUCGUUGAGCGGGACUGCGAUGUACCCUGUGACCUGGUACUUUUACGCUCCACAGAUCAUCAUGGGAAAUGCUUUAUAACAACGGCCAACCUGGACGGCGAAUCAAAUUUGAAGACGUUGAUGGUACCCCGGGACCUACCCGCCGUGGAACUGGAGGAAAUGCACAAACUGGGCGUUAUUGAGUGCGAAGCUGCCACAACAGAUCUGUACAGCUUUAACGGAAAAAUUGAGCUGAAAAACGGCGAAGGACGAGUCUUGCCACUGACCUCCGAAAAUGUUCUGUUGCGUGGAUCUAGAGUGAAGAACACAGAGUGUGUCAUUGGGUGCGCUGUCUACACAGGCAUGGUUACCAAGUUACAGCUAAACAGCCGCCUCACACGCAACAAAAAUGCCACCAGCGAGACGUACAUAAACCGAUUCCUAGUCGUCAUCCUCGUGGCUCUCAUUGCGAUAGUGACCUUGCUAUAUUUCCUCAAACGUUACAACGAACUUUUUGUGAUACCAAGGCUAACCUAUUUGGGGGAUGCAACAGAUAGCUAUAGUGUGAAACAGUUUCUGCAGGACUACUUAUCAUUCUUAAUUCUCUUUAAUUAUCUAAUUCCCAUCUCACUUUAUGUGACCAUCGAGCUUCAACGGGUGAUCGGUAGUUUGUUUAUGGAAUGGGAUUUGGAGCUUUAUGAGAAGGAGACUGACCAGCCGUGCGUGGUUAACACAUCGAAUUUGAACGAAGAGCUGGGCCAAAUAAACAUACUCUUCUCAGAUAAAACGGGAACUCUAACCAAGAACGAGAUGAACUUCCAACAAUGUUCAAUAGCCGGUCGGAAAUUCCUCUUCAAAAAGACUCGCCUAGAAGACGAGGAGACCAGCGCCUUAUUAGACAUUAACAAGUUCAAUAUGGACCAGCGACUUUUCUUCCAGGCUCUCUCAAUUUGCCACACCAUUCAGGUGGCCUCGGACCCGUCGGAAGAGAGUGAGCCCAGCAGCGCUAAAAAAGAACCGAAAAGCCCGGGAGCGGCGAUAACAACCAGUUCGGGACCUUCCGAAAUGUACCCGAUAUCUGACAUUACUGAAGAGAGUCACAAUUCUAGUCAGCAAAGUGAACUCAAUGUGUCCCACGCUAUAGAGAAUUCGGUUUCGGCACACCCCAAUGGCAGCAACUCGACUUUCACGGCCUCCGAUGUCAAUCCACUGUUGGUCAGCAACGAUAGCUAUAAUGUGGAGCGACGUAAAAGACCAGUGGUAAUCAAACGCAGUCCUAAUUUCACCCGCAUCGCAAGCCGGGUACACAAUGCCCCAGCUGGAGACUCGCAGUUCAGCCAGAACGACGUGGGCUCGGUCGUUCACUCUGUCCUGCAAGGAACUUCCAACGUCCGUCCCAUUUCCCUCCAAUUCCAACGCUCUACCUCAGAGAGAGACUUGCCCCAAUACGAGGAGGCACAUACAGUGCCUCUGGGCCACCGGCGAGCCCAUUCCUAUGGGGCACCCAAUGCAUACCUUACUAGUCCGGUAACUGUUGAUGCCCCAGGCUCUAACAUACUGUUCCGAUCUCCGAGUACCACCUCUCGGGAAUCCUAUGCAGCACCUACAUUUACCCGCCAACCCACUAUCCUGGUUCGUGCCGAAUCCCAAAGACGGAAGAAGGAGAUCCAUGAUUUUAUAUUCACUUUAGACUAUCAGGCUUCGAGUCCAGACGAGAAGGCUUUAGUAGAAGCUUGUGCCAAUUUGGGAAUGGUUUACCUGGGCGAUGACGACGAAAUUCUCCGUAUUCGCAUUGUGCCUCCACACGUAGACUACAAACGACCAUUUAUGAGUUUCAAGGCGAAAGAAGAGACGUUUCAGCGUUUGCAUGUCCUUGAAUUUACAUCGGAUCGCAAGCGUAUGAGUGUCAUUGUGAUGGACGGCGAACGCAGAAAGUGGAUCUACACCAAGGGAGCUGAAAGCUAUGUUUUUCCUUUGUGUGCUAACAGCUCGGCAGCUAGGAUCUCCAAGACUGAUGCUCACAUCAGUGACUUUGCCCGCAUGGGUCUCCGCACCCUGGCGAUAGCCCGACGAUUGGUCACUGAGGAGCAGUACCAAGACUUUGUAGUCGAACUAGCCCAAGCCAACAGCUCCCUUGAAAAUCGAAAGCAGCUCAGCGAGGAAUGCUAUGCGAAAAUUGAAUGCAAUCUAGACCUUCUGGGUGCUACAGCAGUGGAAGACGCCUUGCAGGAUGACGUGGCCGAUACUCUAGUUUCGCUUCAGGCGGCUGGGAUCAAAAUCUGGGUCUUAACAGGAGAUAAAGUGGAGACGGCCUUGAACAUUGCUCUGUCCUGCGGGCACAUACCACCCGACGCAAAGAAAUACUUUAUCAUCGACUGUAAAAGCCGGGAAGAAAUGUUGCUGCAUUUAAACGCUCUGGAUCGGGAAGUGAUCUUUGGCAUAGGCCAAGACUGCGCCCUGUUGAUUGAUGGAAAGAGCCUAAGCGUGGCGUUGUCGGAGGCUAGCUCUGAAUUUCGAGACGUGGCUGUUAAGUGCACUGCUGUGCUAUGCUGUCGACUGAGUCCCCUGCAAAAGAGCGAGGUCGUAUCCCUUAUCAAAUCCUCUAAUGAAAACUACAACACGGCUUCUAUCGGUGACGGCGCCAAUGACGUGUCAAUGAUCCAAGAGGCCCACGUGGGCAUUGGGAUCAUGGGACGUGAGGGCCGGCAGGCAGCACGCUGUGCAGACUUUGCCUUUGCAAAGUUCUGCAUGCUGAAACGGCUGCUGUUAGUCCACGGCCACUACCACAGCGUGCGACUGUCCCUGCUGGUGCUUUAUUUCUUCUACAAAAACAUUGUCUUCAUGGGCAUCAUGUUUCUGUUUCAAUUUCACACGCUCUUCUCGUCGUCUUCCGUCUACGACUCCCUCUUUCUAACACUCUACAAUGUGAUAUACACGUCCCUUCCCAUUCUCUUCAUAGCUAUCUCCGAAAAACCCUACACAGAGGAUAAGCUUAUGCGAACACCAAAACUAUAUAAAAAGAACACGGAUAACAAACAACUUCAGUGGCCGUACUUCCUCAUGUGGGUGCUGUUCGCCGUCUACCAUUCCGUCAUCAUAUUCUACUUCGCUUUCUGCCUGUUUUCUUACAACAACGUAAUCCUAAAUGUUGGACAGACAGCGGCGUUUUCCUGCUUUGGCACAUUAUUAAUGUGGACUGUGGUAAUUGUCGUAAAUCUAAAGCUCUGGCUGGAGUCAAUGUACCUCUCCUACUGGUACAUUUUUACCAUUAUUAUUUCUAUUUUGGGCUUUAUAAUUACCACAGUUAUUUAUAACGUCAUCAAUUUGGACUUUGACACUGACAUCUAUUGGGCCUACAAUAAUCUAUUAGCUUCGCUACCAACCUGGUUGUGGAUCCUACUAACGUGUGUGGCUUGCUUGGUACCCGACUACACCAUCCGAAUACUGCAAAGGUCACUAAAUAUCAAGCGCUUCAGCAUUUUUCCUGGAAAACAAAGAAAACUUAAGAUGCGCAAAAAAUUUGAAUCCACCUACUUGUAAUCCAUCCCGGACUAUAGCUUUUAUAUUGUUCAAUUAUUUAUUUAUGCUAUGUGUAGAAUUU
Drosophila bipectinata is the source of this 4269-nucleotide messenger RNA. Its product is annotated as phospholipid-transporting ATPase IF. The record is from RefSeq and is a predicted model, not a curated record. Gene Ontology annotation, cellular component: endoplasmic reticulum; plasma membrane. Gene Ontology annotation, molecular function: ATP binding; magnesium ion binding; ATP hydrolysis activity. NCBI's taxonomy places the organism in Eukaryota, Metazoa, Arthropoda, Insecta, Diptera, Drosophilidae. Gene Ontology annotation, biological process: phospholipid translocation.